UGCUUCAUCCAUGUUCACCUUGGCAGCAGGCAGCUCCGAGGCAGCAAGUAGCUGUGCGUUCUGAAUGAAUUUACUUUUCUUGACGACCCACCGUCGGAUUCUGGCGUGCAGCAAACAAGUGCAGUGUGUAGUGGUGCAUUAAAAGUGGUGGCUCCUUCCCGGUCGGUCGCGGCACAGCACUGCCGCCGCGUGCGUUUUGCCAAAUUUCGAGGCAGCACCCGCGUACCUCGUGACGACAGCAGCAGCAGCAGCAGCAACAGCAGCGCAGGCAGCGGUGGCGCUUCAUCGGUCAUCCGGUCGGUCGGAAAAUAUGGUCACGGCACCGUAUUUCCUGUGCGCUUGACGAUUGAGCAUGUCCGCGGACGGUGGUGCUAGGAGCAGCAAAACAAGGAAACGCAGGCGACGAUGAUGAUGGAGGAGCAAAUACGCCCGAACGCGCACUCGUUCGCCUUCUUGCCGUAGUGGAGUGUGUGUGUGUGUGUUUUUAUUUUGUUCAUUUCGGUUCUGUUUCGAUCGUGCGGUGUGAUAUUUUAUUUCGUUCGUUUCGUUUCGGUACAUUUUCAAUUGCCGCCCAUCCCCAAUUCCCAUCUUGCGUCAGGCCACCGGCAAUUCGACCACCUUGCGUACGGUGCCGCGUACAGAAGUGCCUCUCGUCGCGGCUAUCAAGAAAUAUCCGCCAACCUCUGCGUCACCCCUACUCCUCCUCGAUAACCGUGUCGUAAUCAAUGUGCGCGCGAGAUUCGAGUGUCAAAUAAGGCCCAGCAUCGAAGCAAAAAAAAAAGGUCGAACACUCUCAUACCGAGCCCAAGCUUUCUGACUCAUAACUGUUCGAUGCUGAGAAGAAGAUCGGCCGUCUUUUCGAAAUACCUCAACCGCGCUAGUGAUUUGUGACAAACGCCAACGGUGUGGUAAAAUGCGUGAAACAAGUUCUGUUCACCUUGUGAGUGCAAUUGGUGCCCGUGCCUCCUCGUCCGCACGGUGGUGGUAUCAGCAGAAACAGUGUUGUAUCUCAUCGUCGGAUUGCUCGCGGUGUUAUCACAAAGCAGGCCGCGCGUAGUCCGUUCGCGAAGGUGUUGUAGAAUCAACAAGGGAAGCGAGAGAACCUCCUAGUUCGAGCGUGAAGCAGAACGCUGGUAGCGAAGGUUGGCACACACGCCACAAGUCACUGGCCACAGAGCCAGCACGCCAGCAGAAGCGUCAACCACGAGCAAACUACCGGAAAACUAGGCGCUUCUACGCGCUGCGGUUAUUGCAGUAGCGCACACGGCCAUCAAUACACAUCAGGAAACAGAAGGAUUUCAAAACAACCAGCCCACUUCAGGGAGCUAAAAGCUGUGAAUGUAACCGUUGGCCUCCUAGGAUCGUGGUCAAGGAAGCAAGCGAAAAACACAAAACCCAGGGAUCAUAUACAGAGCAGCAGCGGGUGUGUGUGUGUGUGUGUGUGUGUGUGUGAGAGAGAAUUUGUGUAGCAAUUAGUAGCAAAACACUGCGUUACGUUCUACCCGGUCCGCUCCGGAAACGCAUCCUGGACAUAAAUCACCACAGGCACCGAAGCAGUCGUAGCAGACUCACCGUGCACCGUAAUGGGUAACUGCAUGGGCAUUAAUCGCAACGAUGAAACGCUGGACACCGGAUCGAACAAUGUGUCCCGACCAGUUACGGGAACAACAUCCAGCUUCGUCGGUGUGCAGCGCAAAAAUCAUCCACUCUGUCACGAGACAAUACGCUGGAAAUCGGAAGUGCCAUUAACGGAGGGGCAGCUAAGAAGCAAGCGCGACGAGUUCUGGGACACGGCACCCGCGUUCGAGGGCCGGAAGGAGAUAUGGGACGCGUUGCGCGCGGCGACCAGCGCUGCCGAGGCGCUGGAUUUUCAGCUCGCCCAAGCAAUACUGGAUGGGGCCAACAUAUCGGUCCCGAACGGAUACCUCACGGAGUGUUACGACGAACUUGGUUCGCAGUACAAGCUACCAAUCUAUUGCCUAUCAUAUCCCGUCAACGUAGUUAAGGAAGAUUAUGGAUGUGACUCGCCAGCAGAAUACUCGGAACCGGUCGAUGGUGGUACGGAAGUCAUGCUAAAGCUUCGAUUAUCGUCGACGUGUACAGAUGUUAAGCUACCGGUUUAUUCUAAAGACACUAUUGGGCAAUGUAAAAAGAAACUUCAGGCUCAGGAAGGAAUAGAUGCAUUUACUCAGCGAUGGUUCUACGGUGGCAAAUUGUUAGGUGAUAAAAUGCACAUCGAUGAGGCCCACAUACAGCCCGGUUACAUUGUGCAGGUUAUUGUAAAUACCGAGAAGCAAUCGUCAUUAGCCAUCAGCUAGCCAACGGUGCCGUUAGUCAGUCGAUUGUGGAGCGCCACCACCAAGAACGCGGCGUCCCGUAUGCUGUACGCUGCGAUGUAACUUACCAGCUGAUUCGCAGGUGUAGCAGUGGUAGCAACGUACAGCUGCUUUUACUUCUCUGAUUACUACCACCACCCUUCGUUAGCAUCAUCUUUUCCCCGUGUACAAUGCAAAGGAGCAGGAGGAAAUGGAGUAGAGUAAAUGUUAUUGCUAGUAGCGAAUGCAACUAAGAAGGAAGUUCUCCUGGAACGGAACGACUCUGUACACAUGUUUCGUUGAUACAUACAUACAUAUAUAUACUUACAUGCAUAUAUAUAUCUACACACAAACCUUACUCAUAGCAGCCCCAACCAAACGAAACCUACUAAUCGAAUCGAUGCGACACACUACAGAACAAAUUCAAAUUCUGCUCUCGGAUCGGUGUAUGCAACGCGAUCGCUGUUUCCUACUACUCACGAGUUAGCUAUUUAACUAUGGUUCCGGUACCGAACAGGACAGGCAAAAUCAAACCAAUUUGUGAAUACAGCGCAGCGCAUACCGCUUUAGUUUUUUUUUUUUUAGUGAAAUGGAUCAUAAAAAGGCGAUGUUUGCACACGGUAGCGUUCGCACGUGAUGAUGGGUGCAUUAUUAGCGGCAUGGGAGGAUGAGCGAAGGAUGCGAUGUGUGUGUGUGUGUAUGCGCCGUAGUGUAAGUGUUCUCGGUGUGCGCAACACGUGCAAACAAUUCUGCAAACUAUUCGGGAAACCAAGUGCAACAGAAAAACACUACUUAGCGCACGGGCGUGUGCCGCAUUACGUAGUGGGAUGAUAAAUAUUGAUAUUAACAAGGUUUAAUUUAAGCGAACUGAUAGUUAUUACUUUUAACGAUAGGCUAAACGUAUACAUACAUAUAUAUAUACAUACGAAUGAGCUAAACAAAAAUAAUAUAUUUGGAGAUAACAGAAGCUAUUUAAUUUGAAA
Messenger RNA from Anopheles stephensi (Asian malaria mosquito), 3298 nucleotides. RefSeq names its product ubiquitin domain-containing protein 1. The coding region runs from base 1584 to 2318 and encodes 244 amino acids. Lineage: Eukaryota; Metazoa; Arthropoda; Insecta; Diptera; Culicidae. The record is from RefSeq and is a predicted model, not a curated record. Gene Ontology annotation, molecular function: protein binding. The transcript has 5 exons.